GCCAACCCCUCAAUCGACCGGUUGCAGGAUUUCCUGCCCACCCCACUUGUACAGCACAUGGAAGCAGACAGAUUUACCCCUCCAUGCCACCUCUCUUAACCACCCUCGAACCACCUCUCCCCACCAAUUCCCAUCCCCUCCUACCCACUUCUCCUCCCUACCCCUCUCCAUCCAACAAACCCAUUGAUCUCCAUCACUUGAAUAUCAAUCAUGUCCUCCGGUAUCACCUUCACCCUCAACAAUGGGGUCAAGAUCCCCGGCAUCGGCUUCGGCACCUUCGCCAGCGAGGGUGCCGUCGGCGAGACCUACAAGGCCGUCAUGUGUGCCCUGAAGACCGGCUACCGUCACCUCGACUGUGCCUGGUUCUACCUCAACGAGUCCGAGGUCGGUGAUGCUCUCCACGACUUCCUCAAGGAGAACCCCUCCAUCAAGCGCGAGGAUAUCUUCAUCUGCACCAAGGUGUGGAACCACCUACACCGUCCCGAGGACGUCGCCUGGUCGCUGGAGAGCUCCCUCAAGAAAUUCCGCCUCGACUACAUCGACCUGUUCCUCAUCCACUGGCCCAUUGCCGCCGAGAAGGAAACCCAGGAGUCGCCCAAGAUUGGACCUGACGGAAAGUACGUCAUCCUCAAGGACCUCACCGAGAACCCCGAACCCACCUGGCGCGCAAUGGAGAAGCUCUACGCCGAGAAGAAGGCGCACGCCAUCGGUGUCUCCAACUGGACCAAGGAGCAGCUGGAGCAGCUGCUCAAGUACGCCAAGGUGACGCCGCAGAUCAACCAGAUCGAGAUCCACCCGUUCCUGCCCAACGAGGAGCUGGUGCGGUACUGCUUCGACCACAACAUCAUGCCCGAGGCGUACUCGCCGCUGGGCUCGCAGAACCAGGUGCCGACGACGGGCGAGCGCGUCAGCGAGAACGCCACGCUCAACGAGAUCGCCCAGAAGGGCGGCAACACGCUGGCCCAGGUGCUGAUCGCGUGGGGUCUGCGCCGCGGCUACGUCGUGCUGCCCAAGAGCUCGAACCCGGCCCGUAUCGAGUCGAACUUCAAGAGCAUCGAGCUGUCGGAUGCGGACUUUGCGGCUGUGAACAAGGUCGCGGAGGGUCGGCACUUCCGCUUUGUGAACAUGAAGGAUACGUUUGGUUAUGAUGUCUGGCCUGAGGAGACGGCCAAGCAGCUGUCUGCUUAGACGUUCAACGUUGAACGUUGAAUCUCACGCAGGACAUCGUACGACGUCUGGUGGGGCACGUGGGAGGAUAGGACAUGAGUAACGACGGGAACGGGAUCCUGCCAGGCUAGGUUCCCGAUAUGACAAUUGGAUAGUCAACCGAUAUCUACGAGCCAAUACCGAUAUCUGAAGC
Messenger RNA from Aspergillus candidus, 1360 nucleotides. RefSeq names its product putative glycerol dehydrogenase (GldB) (gene gldB). The transcript is spliced from 2 exons. Gene Ontology annotation, molecular function: aldose reductase (NADPH) activity. Gene Ontology annotation, cellular component: cytosol. Lineage: Eukaryota; Fungi; Ascomycota; Eurotiomycetes; Eurotiales; Aspergillaceae. Bases 211 to 1188 code for a protein of 325 amino acids. The record is from RefSeq and is a predicted model, not a curated record.